This is a messenger RNA of Nanorana parkeri, 622 nucleotides long. It is a transcript of the gene RASSF1, whose product is annotated as Ras association domain family member 1. Lineage: Eukaryota; Metazoa; Chordata; Amphibia; Anura; Dicroglossidae. Gene Ontology annotation, biological process: Ras protein signal transduction. The record is from RefSeq and is a predicted model, not a curated record. The annotation marks the transcript as partial. The transcript is spliced from 3 exons. Gene Ontology annotation, cellular component: nucleus; microtubule cytoskeleton.
AACAAGGACGGCUCCCGUGUCCCCCCCCCCCGCCAAGAAGCCGCCGUGUGCGCGGGAACGCAGGGGGUCGGCCAACUCGCAGCAGGUGAAACGCAGAACCUCCUUCUACCUCCCCAAAGACGCCUCGAAGCACCUGCACCUCACCUCCCGCACCACCGCCAGCGAGGUCAUCCAGGCGCUCCUCCGCAAGUUCACCGUCCUGGACAACCCGCGCAAGUUCGCCUUGUUCCAGCGGACGGAGGGGGAGGGGCAAGCCUCCCAGAGGAAGUUGUCGGACGAGGAGGAGCCUCUGGCGCUGCGUCUCCUGGCCGGGCCGUGCGAGAAGACUCUGAGCUUCCUGCUGAAGGAGAACGAGACCGGGGAGGUCAAUUGGGACGCCUUCAGCAUGCCGGAGCUGCAGAACUUCCUGCGCAUCCUGCAGCGGGAGGAGGAGGAGCACAUGCGGCAGCUCAUCCAGCGCUACACCCGCUGCCGCCAACAGAUGCAGGAGGCCCUGGCGGAGCGCGCACCCGGCUGACCACCCGGCGCGCACAUUGCGGAGAGGAGCGCAUGACGACUGCGAGACUGAUCCCCGAGACGCAAACGCGGUGUGACUGGAGUCUGAGUGUUGGGGGGCCACGGC